Molecule: messenger RNA, 1107 nt
Organism: Salvelinus sp. IW2-2015
Lineage: Eukaryota; Metazoa; Chordata; Actinopteri; Salmoniformes; Salmonidae
Product: DELTA-stichotoxin-Hcr4a
Exons: 3
Coding region: 118-669 (183 amino acids)
Biological process (GO): cytolysis in another organism; monoatomic cation transport; pore complex assembly
Cellular component (GO): pore complex
Molecular function (GO): channel activity
Source: RefSeq, a predicted model, not a curated record
AUUGAAAAAAAGCUCCUUUCAGGUGUGUUUUUACUAAACUAAACUCUAGAGCUGAGAGAACACGCUGAGAGAAGUCUUUUACAGAACUAAAGAGGUACAUAUCAGAACCACUCCAAAAUGGCAGAGUCAGCCGAGGCCGUGGUAGCUAACCUGAGCAGCAGGAGGAAUGUCACCAUUGAGAUCACCAAUCUCACAAACAACUACUGUCUCAUCAACCCAAAGGUAUUCCUGGAGAGUGGGGAUACCUACCACCCUCCCCAGCCCACAGUGCGCCCCCUAAAGACCGAAGUCUGCACGUUCAGCAAAUCAAGCGCCAAGGCAACGGGCAGCUAUGGCGUUCUGACCUAUGACCUCUUUGAGARGUCCCGGAACGACUACAUCGAGACGGUGGCCCUCAUGUUYGGUGUGCCCUGGGACUACAACAUCUACAARAACUGGUUCGCYGUGGGCAUCUYCAACAAGGGCCGARCCUGUGAUGMGUCACUGUAYAAAGAGAUGUACWAYGAAAAGAMCCAGAAAGGUUUCAUAAGAGAAGAAGCCAAUGGCUCAGGGAUCASCUAUGAAGGGAACUACCUGGACAUCAAGGCCACCAUGUCCCCCAUGGGCAGGGCCAUCAUGAAGGUGGAGGUAUGGGACAAGCUGUUCACUCCCAGCCAGCAGACCCACUAAGGGGAACCUCCAGCCUCCACCCUCUCCACCAGCACUACAGUAUACCUCUGCUGUGUUGUACCUCUGUAACCAAUCCAUCCACCAAUAGAUAUUACUAUUCUGCCGUACUGCUACUGUUUGUAUGUUUUGUUGCUGACAUGUCUGAAUUUCAAGACAACACCUUUCAGUAAAUCUGCUUAAGAUCACCGUUUAGUUUGCUUAUGAAUCCAGGCAGAAGCGAUAUCUGCUCUUUUCUGUAGAAGUCACUGUUCUGUUCAUCUCUCAGUAGCAUCCUCUUUCAACUGGCAUCUUCUCUAGAAAUGUAAAUCAAACAAUGACUCACCAGAGGACGAGGGUGCAUAGCUUACUUAACAACACAUGGCCAGGAGCUGUCUCUGUCUGUAUCUUCUUAUGGCAUUACUAGUCUAUGAAAUAAAUGUUGUUGUUUUGCUAAAGCUA